Lethenteron reissneri (Far Eastern brook lamprey) is the source of this 3440-nucleotide messenger RNA. Its product is annotated as probable ATP-dependent RNA helicase DDX28. NCBI's taxonomy places the organism in Eukaryota, Metazoa, Chordata, Hyperoartia, Petromyzontiformes, Petromyzontidae. Gene Ontology annotation, molecular function: ATP binding; nucleic acid binding; RNA helicase activity. The record is from RefSeq and is a predicted model, not a curated record.
GGCGACCCUGGGGGGCUGAUCAGGGGACUCGUGGAGGAAGCGGCAGCGAGGCUACAGCAAACAGCAGCCGGAGAGGGGCAAGAGGCGGCCUCCAAGCAUGUUCAACUUGAAUCGCGGAUGGCGUGCAUUGCGAAGUUGUCGCCUUGGCUAUGGACAGCAUACGAACUGCAGCAAAGCCACCCAGAAAGACUCUGCCGAAGUGCCCAUUAUUUGUAUUCCACACAAGAUACAGCAGCGCAUUGAAAACGUUCAGAAGCUCAAAACUAACAGGUCACUAAAAGUAUACACAAUGCGAGCCGGAAAGAUGCUGAUCCGUGCCCGGAGGCCAGAAUAUAAUCAGCAUUCCAGCAUCACUCACAGCAAGUUCGCUUUUCCCCGGCUUGCCUCUCAGGGCUGGAAACACAACAAAUCCAUUGGAGAUUUCUUUAUCAUAAACAGAAUGCAAGAGAAUCCAAUGGAACCUAUUGUGGAAAUUGAAGGGGACGGCAAAGAAAUACAAACCAAUGCCAACAGCUUUAGAUCGUUUCGAAUGUCUGCGGAGGUGAUGCAGGCAUUGUCCAGCCAAGGCAUCCAGGCUCCUACUCCAGUACAGAUUCAAACAAUUCCGCUAAUCAUGAAGGGAUCCCAUGUUCUCUGUGCAGCUGCUACAGGCAGUGGCAAAACGCUCUGCUACCUGCUGCCGAUCGUGGAGCAGCUCCGGGACGAGGAGAAGAAGGGUGGCGUGACGACGCAGCUGCGAUGUCCACGCAGCGUGAUCAUUGUUCCCUCCCGUGAGCUCCUCGACCAAGUCAAAGCAGUUGCCAAAAGUCUGACCCAUCAUGCACCUCUGCGUGUUGAGGCCCUUGGCUGUGGACAUAGUAUGAGUCAAGUGCGGCAAUUUCUGGACUCCCACUUGAUUGACGUUCUAAUUACAACACCUGGCACGCUCUGGAGAGUCCUGAAGCAAGACCUGUUGGAUUUCUCUGCCUUGAGACACUUUGUGUUGGACGAAGUGGACACCCUGUUGGACGACAGCUUUAACUCGGAGCUGCAGAGUAUCUUCACACAUAUCAACGUGCGGCAGAAACCCGAUGCAUCUGCAGGCCUACACCCGUGGGACGGGACGCAGCUCAUUUUGAUUGGAGCAACAUUUCCACGCGGCGUUGACGAGCUGCUGGGACAAGUUAUGGAUACCUCCAGCUUCAGAGUGGUGCGCAGCAAUUUCCUGCACUGUGUGCCUCCUCAUGUGGAACAGACGUUCAUGAGGGUAAAUAACGAUGACAAAUUAGCCACUCUGAUAGAUCUGUUAAAGAAGAGAGACGGACACUCGCAGUCUGGUGUCAUCGUCUUCUGUAACAAAGCGACCACGGUCAAUUGGAUCGGAUACAUGCUCGAUGCAAAUCACGUUAAGCACGUCCGCCUGCAGGGAACAAUGCCUUUUGAGAUGCGGGUUGAUAUUCUGAAGAGGUUUCGCGAGAAGGAUGCUGCUGUUUUGGUUUGCACGGACAUCGGAUCGCGGGGCCUGGACACAGUGAGAGUGGAAACGGUAAUAAAUUACGAUUUCCCGACAUGCCUAUCGGAUUACCUGCACCGCGUGGGCCGCGUAGGCCGGGUGGGGAGCCUGGUGAGGGGCUCCGUCGUCAACAUCGUCACUCACCCCUGGGAUGUGGAGUUGGUGCAGAAGAUUGAGAUUGCGGUGCGACGUCACAUGCCACUGCCGGGUAUCAACGCGAAUAUCAAACGCAAGCUCAAGAGCCGACAUGACAUUCACGAGGAAGCACAAAAGGAGAAGGGGGGGGAGGAGGAGGAGGAGGAAGAAUCUUCCGAAUUUAUGCAUUAACAAGUCAGGCAAAAAUGUCAGUUUACCUUCCCCAAUGAAUUCACUUGUUGGUCUUCCUUGCGUAAUAUAAUUAUCCGCUCACAGCUGUUGAAACGUUUGGUUUGUAUCGCCUAUUACCAUCAAGGCACUUUUUAUCUAGAUUGAAAACUCAUUUCUUGAGAACUGCUUUUUUGUUUGGUUGUCCUUCAGCCGCACCUCCGAUUUAGCACAGUUGACUACGUACGGUGCUGAAAAAGUUCAUCGUACAUACAAAGCCACCUUAGAAUCUGCAAACGGUACAAAGACAUUGCAAAUAUCAGAGCAUUUAUAGCUCGGGCUGAGCAGCUAUAUUGGCCUUCUCUGAUCUGACAUUGGUGUGACUAGGCCAUUAAGAAGGCUGUCUCUGGUGUAGGCCAAUCAGUUUCAAAGACGAUAGAAAUAUUAUCACCUGAGGACGUCUGCUUGCGUUGUGGCCGAAACGUCGUGAGAAUUAUUUUAUAAAGUUUUAUUUUUAUUAUUUUAUUAUUUCCAUUCUACGUGACUUUACCGAAAAAACCAAGAAGAUGAAUCCCUGCAGUCACGAAAGCUUUAAAUCGAAACAGAACAUGUUUGUUUGUAUGUAUGUUCACCACAAGUACGUGUGGUUGAUUCCUUGGCGUUUGGACAUAUCUGCAAACAGCACCACACGUCGAGCACCAGCGCCAGCGCCGUCGGGCACUCAUUCAAUUAAUCUUUUGAGUAAAAACUCGCCCCCCGCUAAAGAGAGCAUCGUAAUACUUUACAGUAUAAAUUAAACGAAGGUAGUCUUACCUAUAAAAUCAAGACACAUAAAAAAUAUCAAAAUGAGAGGACAUACUCAAGGAAAAGCUAAAAGGAAAAAAUGAGUCUUGCAGAGUUUCCUCAAUUGUUUGGGACUCAGAGCCAAUCUGAGGGCCGGCGGAAGACGGUUCCAGAUCUUGGGCACCACACUCGAGAAGGCCCCCUACUACGGCCCAGCGUAGAAUGAAACAUUGAUCUGGUCCCAACAAUUUAUAAAGCAACGCAGUCCUCUAUAUACUUCAAUGUUUUCAACCAAUGAAUGACCGUUUACAUGUAUGCAUGUUGAACUUCUUUCACACUGUAUGUCGCCGACCAUUCUAAUCAGAGGUGCGGGGGAAGGACAACAAACUAAACGCAAAAAAGCAGUUCUAAAUAAAUGAGUUUUCUAUAUGUAUAAGUGUAUAGCUUCAGUGGCUUCCGAAUGUCAAGAAGAGCAUUCCAGAUGGCCGCAGAAGCACAUCUGAAAACAUGUGAUGCAGUGACUGGUUUUGAUGGCGAGCUAAAAGCCGCUGCGAGGAUGUUCGCGCGAUGGUUUAUGCUCCUUGACGAGAUCAGAAAGGUUUUGUGGUUCUUGUGUUGUUUGAGCACACAAUUUGUCAAGUUUUGUCGAUGUAAAAAAAUCAAGAGUUUAUCAAGAAAAUGUCACGUGUGUCAUAGUUUAACGUGGUAACUUUGAUAUUUAUUGCAUUGCAUAUUAACAUUGUCAAUGGUUAUACCGCGGUACCCAAUUCUGAUUUGGAAAUUCAGGCACUUGAUUUCCGAAUUUGUUCCUUCGGGUGUUGCGUAACAAUUUUUAAACUCUCAGUAAAGUAAGAAAAUAUUU